Molecule: messenger RNA, 336 nt
Organism: Echinostoma caproni
Lineage: Eukaryota; Metazoa; Platyhelminthes; Trematoda; Plagiorchiida; Echinostomatidae
Source: the annotation of a GenBank genome assembly
AUGUUCCACCGUCAUUACCACUCAACUGGCUUCGAUCAGCUCGACGGGCACGGCGGGUACUGGCAGUUCUUUCUCGUCCUAUGGCCCGGCGGUCAAAAAUGUUGGGCCGCGAAGCCGGUCAGCUGGGCUGCACCCCAGACUGCCGAUGUUCGCCUUCUUAUUCCAGAUCCGGUUGAUCUGGGCCUGACCAACGCUUGGGGUCUACACCCGCAAUGGACAAUUUGGCACGGUCAAUGGUUGUUGGGCGCGGCUGUAUCCACCACUUUGACUACAUGCGUCCGCAUUCCGGACCAGGUAGAGGAACGCACCCCCUGCCUCAUCUACAAAGUAUUGUAA